Molecule: messenger RNA, 2312 nt
Organism: Aedes albopictus (Asian tiger mosquito)
Lineage: Eukaryota; Metazoa; Arthropoda; Insecta; Diptera; Culicidae
Exons: 2
Coding region: 4-1857 (617 amino acids)
Biological process (GO): DNA integration
Molecular function (GO): nucleic acid binding
Source: RefSeq, a predicted model, not a curated record
AAUAUGAAUACUGCAGAUGAAGCCACGAAGUGGGGUAGUGGCCCCUGCCUAUCUACGAACGGAAGGUGGUUCCAAGGACCGCAGUUUCUGUAUUCUCCUGAGCAGCAUUGGCCACAACAAAGUCACAUGAAAAACAUUUGUACGGAGGAAGAACUUCGAUCCUGUUUCGUUAACAAUGCCUCGCGGCAUGUACCGUUGAUUCCAGUUGAACGGUUUUCUCGCUGGAUUCGGCUUCUAAGAGCUACUGCCUAUGCGUUGCGGUUUAUCUACAAUGUACGGAGGACCAAACAACAGCGAAACACUGGACCAUUGGGCUCAGAUGAAAUGCGUGAGGCUGAGAACGUUCUUUGGCGGCUCUGCCAAGAAGAAUCGUUCCCGAGUGAGAUUUCACAACUAAACUCAAUGAAAUCUGAAGUGUCGAAAUCAUCACCUAUUGCCAAUCUGUCGCCCUAUCUUGACGAACUCGGAGUACUGCGGCAAAAUGGUCGAAUCGGCUCGGCCUCCUACGUUGGAUUCAAUACGAAGUUCCCGAUAAUCCUGCCGAAGGCACAUCGGAUUACUGUUCUACUCCUUGAAGACUUCCACCGCCGAAACCAUCAUAUAAAUGUUGAAACUGUCGUGAACGAAAUAAGGCAAAACUUCUACAUCCCACAGCUCCGCACAGCAGUACGGAAAACGGCAAGAAAUUGCCAAUGGUGUAAGAUCUACAAGUCACAGCCGUCUACUCCAAAGAUGGCACCACUACCAGCUGCAAGAUUAGCAUCCUUUGAACGGCCGUUCUCAUACGUUGGAGUGGAUUUCUUCGGUCCAAUACUAGUGAAGGUGGGACGAAGUCACGCAAAACGCUGGGUGGCCUUUUUUACGUGCCUGACUAUAAGAGCGGUCCAUCUUGAAGUUGCGCAUAGCCUAAGUACGGAGAGUUGCAUCACCUGUUUUCGUCGUUUCAUCGCUCGUCGAGGAGCUCCCUUGGAAGUUUACAGCGAUAAUGGCACCAACUUUCAAGGUGCCAAGAAACUUCUUCGAGAGCAAAUAAACAACGAGUUAGCAGAGUCUUUCACGAACUCCAAUACCAAGUGGUUCUUCAAUCCUCCCUCAGCCCCGCACAUGGGUGGAGCUUGGGAGAGGAUGGUGCGCUCUGUAAAAGCCGCUAUAGAAAACAUCGACACCGGGCGGAAACUAAACGACGAAGGACUUCUGACGCUACUGACAGAAGCGGAGGGUAUCGUCAACUCCAGACCGUUAACCUACUUGCCACUGGACUCGGAAGAACAAGAAGCUUUGACGCCGAACCACUUCUUACUCGGAAGCACAACUGGUGUCAAGCAACCUCCUGCGAUUCCCACCGAUCAACGGGAUGCGGUUUCCAACAACUGGAAGCAGAUUCGUUAUCAGCUGGACAUUUUUUGGAACCGCUGGCUAAGAGAGUAUUUGCCGACCAUCUGCCGGCGCACAAAGUGGUUUAGCGAUACCAAACCCAUCGAGGUGGGAGACUUAGUACUCGUAGCGGAAGGUACUAAACGAAACAGCUGGACACGCGGGCGAGUGACGGAAAUACAGCCAGGUCCCGACGGACGUGUACGACGGGCUACAGUACAAACAUGUUCGGGUUUCAUGAGAAGACCAAUUUGUAAGUUGGCCCUGCUUGAUGUUCAAGAACCUUGUAAAACAGCUCCAAACACGCAGUCUUACGGGGGCGGGAAUGUUCCUAAGCUAACUGGCAACGCUGAAGGUUUCAUACUUCAGCCCUGCGGGAUCCACUCACACCAACCGACGGGAUGUAGCGAUACCUGCGAGUGCGAUAGCAUUAUAGGAUCAAAACAGAUUAAGAACAAAGCCUCAGAUGAAUGCCAAAUCUGAAAGCGUUGUGAUCUAAUGUGCUCUUUAUCGAUAAUUUCGUUAUAAAUAUCUUCUCUAAGAUUGUGAAUUCCCUACUACUAUAUUAAAUCUAAUUAGUGAAAUUGACCGGUAGUAAAACGUAAGGUCGCCUAAUGCCUAAACUACUACAAAUUUAAUAAUAACUUGUUGAUCAAAUCUAGGUAAAACCUGAAAUACUUUUCAUGCGAAGAACCAAAAGAUAUUUAGUGGUAAUUUCGGGUAAUAGUUGUGAACAACACUAAAUACUUUUUCUAUGCCAAAACUCUACACACACUGAACCUAACCUAAGUUGUACAAGCCUACACCAAAUUGUAAGUAGACACAUAUUAAUGUUACCGAAUUCGUCUAAAAGAAAUAUAUUUUUAGCUUGAGCUGAUCUGGAACAAGUGCGUUUCAACUGCUAAAAGAAGUGUGGCUACUUGUAGUUUUUAACACAG